AUGCGAGCCAGAGGAAAGGCCAUCGGGGACCUGCGCAUCGCGGUGGGAUCCUGGCUGGCCUGCUGCGCGUGGCUGUUGGCCACCGGCCCCUUGCAUCAGGCCGAGGGAGGGUGCGGCGACCGCAAGAGCCCCCGGUGCUGCCCCGGCCGGAAUAACGAGUGCGCCGACUUCUCUCGGAGGAGGACUCCGUGCUACUGCGACACCUACUGUGAGAAAACGGGCGACUGCUGUGAGGACUACCAUGGUGUCUGCCAGGUCUCAGCAGCUGUCAAUUGUGUGGUCGGCCCCUGGGGACCCUGGAGCGACUGCGGUUCUCUGUGCGGCACAGGCAGCAAAGACCGGACGCGGCAGGUCACGGUGCCCCCUCGAAACGGUGGGACCCCCUGCCCAGACCUCAAGCAGAGGAGGGGGUGCCUGGGGAAUCACCCAGUCUGCAAGACGGCAAAAGAGGUGGCUAAGAUUCUGCCCGAUUCCUUUAAAAGGGACUUUAAGGACCCCUGGAGAAGACCUCAUAUGCUCAUGAGGGAGAAGCUGCCAAGUUACUGCGUCUACUUCCACCUGAAGCAGGUGACUGCCACCUGCUGGCUGCAUCUCUGGAGCCGACAGCUGGCGAGAGAAAGGCACGUCUGUGUCGAGUGCCAAGGGGACGCCGCGGGGAGCAGAAACCGGUGCCAAGGGGACGGUCUGCAGGGAACCAGAACAUUCUGGACUGCCGCCUCCGUCGCUGGCUGUCAGGGAUCCUGGAUGCAGGAGGCCAUGAAAGAGAACUGCCAGUGUCCCCAGCAAUCCUUUAUCUUUGUAUGACCUGUCAAACCAGGUGACAAGUCAAGAGACACAGAGAAAAGGAUGCAAGCGACAGCCACAGCAGUCGGUCACUAAACCACCGGCUGAAGAAAGGAAGGAAGUACCAAAUACGAAUCUCACACCACUUUUUACCUCAGUGUUACGAUUCCUCCACGUUCCAGUUCCCUUCUCCCUACAUCCUGACCUUUUUAGCAGC
Varanus komodoensis (Komodo dragon) is the source of this 1000-nucleotide messenger RNA. Its product is annotated as somatomedin-B and thrombospondin type-1 domain-containing protein-like. Bases 1 to 804 code for a protein of 267 amino acids. The transcript is spliced from 5 exons. The record is from RefSeq and is a predicted model, not a curated record. Lineage: Eukaryota; Metazoa; Chordata; Lepidosauria; Squamata; Varanidae.